Messenger RNA from Triplophysa rosa, 1025 nucleotides. RefSeq lists its product as uncharacterized. The transcript has 3 exons. Lineage: Eukaryota; Metazoa; Chordata; Actinopteri; Cypriniformes; Nemacheilidae. Bases 121 to 651 code for a protein of 176 amino acids. The record is from RefSeq and is a predicted model, not a curated record.
GGCACGAAAAACCAGGGUUUGAAGCAGAUUUUUUAAGGCGUUUGUUGCCCUUGCCUCUGUAAUUACUGUUCUAGAGUCUGUGCUCCACUGUAUACUGAACAAACUGCUUACAGAAAAACAAUGAGUAAGUGUAAUGAGCUCAGUGAUAGAGACAGAGAUCUGCUGCUCAUCCGUAGGUCCAGUGGAGCCAAAACCACUCAGAUGGCUCAGAUGGAAAAGAUGCUACAACAAACGAAAAGCCUAAUGAAGACGACAGAGGCAGAUUCAGAAAGCAAAGACUGUGGGGAUGUCAUGGUGACUGAUCUGGAAGAGAAGGCCCAGCGCAGCAGAAAAGAGCGCCGUAACUCCCUCCACCGCACACAACUGCUGGGGACUCAGAUGAAGACUGUUCAUGGCGAUCUUAUUGGCACCCUUGAUCACCUGCAGGAGCUGCGCAACAAAUUGCGGCGCUCACAGCAGAAUGCAGAAGAGCGAGAAGCAGCUAUGCAAAAAUUGGCAACAGGGCUCAGCACUGCCUUAACCCUGGGUAUGGAGCUCACCAGAGCUUCACAGGUGACACAUGAUGACAUCACAGAGCUGGUGGAUGUUAGAGACCUUGUGCUCCUCCACCUUCCGUUUGAGGAUUCCCCACAGAUGCUCAAUAGGGUUUAAGUCUGGAGACAUGCUUGGCCAGUCCAUCACCUUUAACCUCAGCUUCUUUUGGGGUCGUUAUCAUGUUGGAAUACUGCCCUGCAGCCCAGUCUCCGAAGGGAGGGGAUCAUGCUUGACCAUGCUUGACUGUAGGCUUGACACACUUGCCUUUGUACUCCUCACCUCGUUGCCGCCACACACGCUUGAGUUUAAGCUCUAUGACAUUCAGCUACAGUAUUUUGGUGAUUCAGUUUUCCUGUAUUUUGUUUAUAGUAGCAUUUAUAGUUUUAUUUCUCCUGUUGUUGCAGAAAUGCAGCCUUAACGCAAGACAUUGCAGGUGAAUCGGGUACAUUUUUUAACAUUAAGAUACUAUCAUUACACUUAACCAAUAAAUU